AUGGCGGGACCGGCAGUAGCGGGAAAGGUCCAGGUCGGCCGCACGUCCAAGUUCAGCGUGCUCGAUCCCAAGGGCAGCAAGGUCAAACACGUCGUAGCACCUGCUGCUGCUGCCACUGCUCCCACCGUGGCGGAUGAAGUCGCCAACAAGGAUGGGAAGCGAGAAAGCAAGACGCGGCUGACGGAGUCCACGGGGAAGCUGAUCGAAGAGGGGAGGGGAAACAUCGGCGGCGACUUCACACUGCAGGGCAACCCUAAGUUCCUCAAGGAACGGUCCGCCAAGUUCGACGCCAUCGCCGCCAGGCAAAAGGAGCGACUCGCCCAGAAGCCCAAGCUGGAGAUCAGCGUGGUUCUCCCCGACGGGACCGAAAAGAAGGGGGUCUCGUACGAGACCACUCCCAUGGACAUCGCGAAGGGCAUCAGCAAGAACCUCGCGAAGGAGGUGGUCGUGGCGGAAGUUCGAUACUCGUCUCGGAUCGAGGACGACGAGCAGAACGUGUCGAGCGCGGACGGCAUGGAGGCCGAAGGUAGUGACGAGGAAGAGGAGGGGGGGGGGUGCGGGCACGACCACGGGGAUAAGGAAGACGCGUCGGCGGAGCUCUGGGACAUGCUGCGACCGCUCAUCGGAAACUGCCGGCUGCGCCUGCUCAAGUUUGAGGACAAGGAAGCCCAGACGGUAUUCUGGCACUCCUCGGCGCACUGCCUGGGGUUCGCGUUGGAAAAGAAGUUGGGCUGCCACCUCACCCACGGACCCCCUGUCGACAACGGAUUUUUUUACGACUGCUACAUGGGGGGCAGCGCGGUAGGCGAGAAGGACCUGAAGGACCUUGACAAGGAGGUCACGAGGUGCUGCAAGGCUAAGCAGACGUUCGACAGACUCGUGCUCACGAAGGAGGAGGCCCUGGACAUGUUCGACUACAACGCUUUCAAGAAGGAGUACAUCAACACGAGAAUACCGGAUGGGGGCAGCACCACCGUGUACCGUAACGGAGAUUUCGUAGACCUUUGCCGGGGGCCCCACGUCCCCUACUCGACGAUGAUCCAGGCCUUCAACUCCAUCAGGACGUCCUCGACCAACUGGCUGGGGAAGGUGACGAACGACCCCCUCCAGCGCGUGUACGGAGUGGCGUUCCCUUCGAAAGACCAGAUGAAGAAGUUCAACGAGUUCCAAGAGCAGGCGAAGAAGAGAGAUCACCGGCGGGUGGGUGUCCAGCAGGACCUCUUCUUCUUCCAUCCCCUGUCUCCCGGCUCGGCGUUCUUCCUCCCCCACGGCACGCGGAUCUACAACAGGCUCAUGGAGUUCAUCCGCUCGGAGUACUGGAAGAGGGGCUACGAGGAGGUGACGACGCCGAACAUGUACAACAUGGACUUGUGGGAGCAGUCCGGCCACGCGGCGCACUACAAGGACGCCAUGUUCCGCUUCCCUGUGGAGGGGCAGGAGUUCGGCCUCAAGCCGAUGAACUGCCCGGGGCACUGCAUCAUGUUCUCCCAGGGGGUGAAGUCGUGGCGAGAGCUUCCCCUGCGAUACGCGGACUUCGGAGUUCUCCACCGCAACGAGGUCUUCGACGCGAUGGAGCGGGUCCACCAGUGCGCCACCGUACAGCUCGACUUCCAGCUGCCCAUCCGGUUCAACCUCAAGUACAGCGCGGGGACCGAGGAGCACGGUGACGCCAAGCCGGAAGCGGCUAAGCCCGCGGAAGGCGGAGGAUCGGAGGCUAAGCCCGCCGGCGAGAAGCGGCCGGUGAUGAUCCACCGUGCCAUGCUGGGGUCAUUGGAGAGGAUGAUCGCGGUGCUCACUGAGCACUACGGGGGCAAGUGGCCGUUCUGGCUGUCGCCUCGGCAAGCGCUCAUCGUACCCGUCGCCCAAAAAUACAACGACUACGCCACCAACGUCAAGGAUCGACUGCACAACGCAGGGUUCUACGUGGACGUAGAGACGAGCAACAAGACUCUCAACAAGAAAGUGCGGGAGGGCGUGACGGCCAAGUACAACUACAUCCUGGUCGUGGGGGAAGCGGAAGAGGAAGCGGAUGAGGUUAACUUGCGAGGGAAAGGUCAGCAGAAGGUCUCCGACUUGAUGCAAAUGUUCCAGGAUCUCACGGAUAAGCACCAGUAAACAAACGCACACACGACGACGACGAUGACGACGCGGAGCCAGCUCGCGUCUUAAGGGUUGUUGUGUUGCGCUUGGGAGAGCGAAGGCAAGCGUCUUGGCCCGCCGCCCACGCCAGUUGUUCGAACUAUAAUAGCUGUCCGUAACCUGUGUUUGAGGAAACGAUGCACUCCUGGUGCUGAGAGUUGAUACUCAUCAGCAGUGGAUACGUGUUUUAUUUCAUAAUUUCGCGCUCCCGCGAGAAAUCCCCCCCCGCCCGAGGAGAGCAUUUUCGUAAGUUUUUUUUUUAUUUCGGGGAAUGGAAUUGUUUGGUUGGCAUUAUUUCUGAGAGAAAGAAAUAAGGGUGAAUGAAAACACACGGCCUGCAGGCAAGUUGGAGGGAGUGGCGGCCUUCGAGUUCCCGGCGCCGUUCUUUGUACUUUCUCGGGAACUAGGCUUGGUUGGUUCCGGGUAGAUCAGCAUUGUAGGUGACGCAAGGGGUCACACCCUCCGCUGGACCGAUUUCGGAGCUGGAGUUCUCCACGGCGAAGACGUAGUUGCGGCGCCGAAACGUCGGCGUUGAAAACGUCUCGUCGAGAGAGAGGUUGCCGUUAGCGUACCGUUUGGUUUGUGCGUCGUCAUGAAGUAGCUGACCUUUUAAAUAGGUUCGAGGUGUGUGUGCGGUUUUCUAUGUCAGGUCACCUACGGUUAGCAGUUGGUUGCGUUUCGGCAUCGCACAGCUGCACGUCGGCAGUAACUACGGGGAGAUUUAUUCGUGUACGUCUCCCCGGCAUCAUGAUUGAC
This is a messenger RNA of Ectocarpus siliculosus, 2895 nucleotides long. Lineage: Eukaryota; Phaeophyceae; Ectocarpales; Ectocarpaceae. The record is from the annotation of a GenBank genome assembly.